Messenger RNA from Limulus polyphemus (Atlantic horseshoe crab), 755 nucleotides. RefSeq names its product nucleoside diphosphate kinase A-like. Gene Ontology annotation, biological process: UTP biosynthetic process; GTP biosynthetic process; CTP biosynthetic process. The coding region runs from base 44 to 562 and encodes 172 amino acids. The record is from RefSeq and is a predicted model, not a curated record. Gene Ontology annotation, molecular function: nucleoside diphosphate kinase activity. The transcript has 4 exons. Lineage: Eukaryota; Metazoa; Arthropoda; Merostomata; Xiphosura; Limulidae.
CUACUUUACCUCACUUUAUGUCACAAGGAGGACGAGGAGGUUGAUGGUUCUAGGUUGUCUACUGGCAUUGUUCGCUUCUCUUUCCCCAGCUAUGGCAGCGCAUAGAGAAAGAACCUUUCUAAUGGUAAAGCCUGAUGGUGUCCAACGUGGUCUUGUCGGUGAAAUAAUUCAGCGAUUUGAAAGAAAGGGAUUCAAGUUGGUUGGUAUGAAAUUUUUACAGGCUGACGAAGCACUCCUAAAGAAACAUUAUGAAGAGCUGGCAGGUCGACCUUUCUUCAACGGCCUCGUUAAGUACAUGCAGAUGGGUCCCGUAGUUGCCAUGGCAUGGGAAGGUCUGAAUGUUGUGAAGACGGGCAGGGACAUUAUUGGAGCCACCAACCCCAUGGAAUCGAGCCCAGGUACCAUUCGUGGUGAUCUCUGCAUUCAGGUCGGAAGAAACAUCAUCCACGGCAGUGACUCUGUCCCCAGUGCCGACAGAGAACUGGCAUUGUGGUUUGACUCGAAAGAGCUUGUUUCUUGGAAGCAAGAAAUGGAAACCUGGAUUUACGAAGAAACUAAAUAGCAUUUUCUCCAGAAUAUUCAGUGGACCGCAGGUUUUCGGGAUCAAUAUUAGUAAUUUAGAAAACUUGUUUCACAGAUUUCUGUGAUAUCUUUUUUUUUUUAAUUUACAAAGUCCUGCUGUAUCCAAGAAAUUAUUGCACUUUGUGUUAAAUAAAACUUGGGUCACUUGAAAAGAAAAUUUAAUUAUACAGUAA